UGGGCCGUACUGAAAAGGGAAGCCCACUUUCCUCGUUUUCACCCUUUCUUUUUUUUUUCCUCUUGUUUCCCUUAGGAAAAAAAAAAUCAAUUGAAGCACAAACGAACAACAGAAUCCUUCCUUCCCUACAAGCGAGGAGUCAGGUACCUCCAAAGAUAGAAAUCAAUCCACGCACCAGAGGACCUCCCUACCUCCCUCUACUGCUGCCGUUAUUUGAAGCUGCACCCGCAUUGCUGGAUCUGGAUGGGCGUCCAGGCGUCCGCUCCUGUGGCCGGAAGCUCGAUUUCCGGGCAUUGGAGUUUGAUUUCGUGGCGACCCUGUCGAUUUGGCAGUUGGGUGGGGGAUUGAGCUCGAUUUUGGCGGCGCGGAGGUGGAUCCUGCGCCAAGGCCCUCUCCGGCUCGCAGCUCCGCCGUACUGCUCCACAGCGCGGAAAAGCGGAUGGCGAUGGCGACCAUAGGUUAGCGGCCGUUCGCGGGGUGCUGGAGGCGGACUGCCGAUUGCCGAACUGGCGGCGGAGAAAUAUUAAAGGUGUUUCAAUUUCAAAACAUUUCUCCGAGCCUUCAGCUGUAUAUAGUAGAGGUCAAAAACCCAAGUGGCUUCUUAUCUACCGCCUCUAUUUAAUUUAUACGACGCCGUUGAUUUUUUUUCAUCCGUUUGACUAUUCGUUUUUUCUAAAAGUAUUUUUGCAAAUAGAUAAACGUAUAAAUUAAAUUUAAAUUUAAAGUACAUUUGACAAUAGACAUAAUGAUAUAUAUUUUACUUUAACUAACUAACUCGUUCAAUAACUCGUUCAAUAUCUAUAGAUAUUGAUGGUAAAAGUUGGAGUAAAAAGUUAACGGCGUCGUAUAUUCAACUAACUCGUUCAAUAGAUAUUGGUGGUAAAGUUGGAGUAAAAAGUCAAUGGUAUUUUAGAUAUUGGUGGUAAAAGUUGGAGUAAAAAGUUAACGGCGUCGUAUAUUUAACUAACUCGUUCAAUAGAUAUUGGUGGUAAAAAUUGGAGUAAAAAGUCAAUGGUGUUAUAUAUUUAAGAACGGAGGAGUAUCAACCAGUUCACAUGGUGAUGGUAGCAAGAUUGUAGAUGUAUAAAUUUUAUUCUAGGAAAUAGAGGGAUGGGCGAGUGCUGACAUUGCUAUCUGAUGAAAGGAAACCAAAUGAUAGUGAUGUAUUUUGUAUUCUUGUCUGUAUAGAAGCAAAUGUUGAAACGAGAACAUAUAUUAAAAAUUGUGGCGGAGUGUGGUAUGUGCGCCCCCAAGCGUGUGGACUUUGUUAAGGCUCUCAGGUCAAAGAAAUGAAGACGAAAAGAGGCGAAGACUUCAGAUCUGGUAUUGAUGCAUAUACGUAUGCAGCUCAAGCCAUGUCUUUCGUCCCCAUCUUGUCCCUCCCGUUGCAAACAGGGUUUUAAUGCAUCGUUGAUAGUUCAGUUUCCUUAACCACCAAAAGGGCUACAGGCAGCAUGUCUUCAGCAGGCUAUAGUUAUUUGUAAUUGAAAAUGGACUCUGAAGCUAGUACCCACAAUAUCUUGGAGCACAUGCUACUUAAUAGAAACACAGAGCCAACAGAUCUUCCUUUACCACUUCUAAAGGCAAUCACAAAUGAUUUCUCUGAUGAUCUGCAAAUUGGUAGUGGUGGGUUUGCGGUGGUUUACAAGGGACUGCUUGGAAAUGGUAAGAUGGUUGCUGUUAAGAAGCUGAAGAACACGCUUGAUAUGGAUGAAAAGAAAUACAACCAAGAGGUUGGUUGUUUGAUGAGAGUGAAGCACAAAAAUAUAGUUCGAUUUCUUGGAUAUUGUGCAGAUACGCAGGGGAAAAUGUGUGACUAUGGUGGCAAGUUUGUCAUGGCAGAUGUACGACAGAGGUUGCUCUGCUUUGAGUAUCUUCCUAAAGGGAGUCUUCAUGAAUUUAUAACCGACGCAUCUGGUGGUCUUGAGUGGAAAAAGCGCUACCAAAUAAUCAAGGGAAUUUGUGAUGGCUUACAUUACCUUCAUGGUGAGCGUAUUGUUCACUUAGAUCUCAAACCAGCUAAUAUACUGCUGGAUGACAAUAUGGAGCCAAAAAUUGUUGAUUUUGGUCUCUCCAAGUGCUUUGAUGAACAGCAAAGCCGAGCUAUCACAUCUCAACUAUUUGGAUCAAUGGGAUAUUUGGCGCCAGAAUCCCAUAGUCAUGUGAUGACAUUCAAGUCUGACCUAUAUAGUCUUGGUGUUAUAGUCCAAGAGAUACUGACAGGACAAAAAGGAUAUUCUGAAGUUGAGAAGGUACUUGAAAGCUGGACAAGCAGGUUGGAGAUUUUAUCAAUGACACAGGUGCUGUUGGAACAAAUACGAGUCUGUGCUAAAAUAAGCAUAGAUUGCAUGGACCCGAACCCAGCAAAAAGACCAGAUAUACAGCAAAUAAUUGAGAUGCUUGAUGUAGCAGAAUGUACCGACGAGUUAUCCAGAACUGGCAUGAAUGCAUUGUCAGUGGCAGAGAGAAGCCUUGGGUACAUUCACACUGAUUUGAUCGAUGUCUAUCCCAUGGAGCUCCGCCUACCAUUCAAACCAAACAAACACAUCCAGUGCACAGUAAGCCUAAUCAACAAGACAGAAGAUGAAAUUUUCUUUCUUAUUAUCCCAAACAACUCGGUGAGGUACAUCUGCGCAAAUGAAUGCUAUGUGUUGCCACAUUCCACUUGUGUUUUCUAUGUUGCAAUUCAAGAGCAACUGAAGCCACCUUCAGAUAUGGAUGGACUUCAAAUCCUGUACAUGAACACCUGGAGCCGGAAUCAUAUCCCAAAGCACAUCGAUAUGGAUAACCACUCAAACACCACAAUCCUGCUGGACAAUCUGUGUGGACAGAUCAGAGAGAAAGGAGGCGAAGCACACAAGGUGCCUUUGAAUUUGACAAUAAACUGUGACCCGGAUACAGCAAAUGGGAAAGGAGAGCCACAUGUUGCUCCGAGAUUUCCCUUGUUUACUAUUGGAGGUCUGAAAUCUAUAGAUGUGCACCCUACAAAACCAUGGAUUUUGACCGGUCAUGCCAAAGGAGUUUGCAUUUCAAAGAAAAACCUGCAGUCAAACACAUUUGAGACAUUCCACAUUAUAACAGAGGGUAAGCGUCGUUACCUCUCAGUGAAGUUUAUUGCAAGACAACAAUGGGCUGUAUCAGGUGAUAGCCGGGGGACAAUUCACGUGUACACACAUACUGAUGAAUUAGAAAAUGUUAAGAUAAUUGAUGCUCACAGCGGAGCAGUAAGAUCACUGGCAGUUCAUGCAACUCAACCUUAUCUUCUUUCCUCGGCUGACGACCAUCUGAUAAAGCUAUGGGACUGGGAUAUGGGCUGGGUUUGUACUCGGAGUUUUAAGAGAGACUUGUACGAUCUACAUCAGGUGACCUUUAAUCCCAUGGACACCAAUACUUUUGCUAGUGUUUCUGCAAGCUUGGAACCCAAUUUUCCUGCCAGCAUUAAGUUCUGGAGCAUUAAUUCAGCGGAACCUACAACUGAAUUGAAUAGAGUUUACGGAAGUCUUGUUGCUUUCUACUUGACAGGUAGUGAUCAGCAGUACAUGGCCAUUGUCGGGACAGGCGGGAAUAUAACGAUCUUGGAUGUGCUGUCAAGGACAGCAGUUCACACAUGUAAAUCAGAUCAGCAUAGUUACAGUUCAGCAACUGCUGUCGCCUGCCACCCAAAGUUUCCCUUGUUAGUUACCGGCACAAAUUUAGGGGCGAAUCGUGGGGGUGUCUUUUUGUGGAACAACUCUACCUAUAGGCUUGAGAGAGCAUUUCAGUUUGAAGAUGAGGUUAAAGGUUUUGGAUUUACCACUGUAGAUGGCUCUGAAUGGCUUGUAAUCGGAUUUCGCAAAACAAUACAAAUGUUGGUAAUAGAUUUGCCAACAUUGACAGGUCAAAGAUAGAGUAGCUGGUUAAAGUACAGAUCUAAGACUUGAUUGGAAGGCAACAAUUGUGAUUAGGGAAUUGACUGCAUUCUUUACGUGGAGCCAGAAUUUGGUUUGUUUUCCGCAA
Molecule: messenger RNA, 3996 nt
Organism: Setaria italica (foxtail millet)
Lineage: Eukaryota; Viridiplantae; Streptophyta; Magnoliopsida; Poales; Poaceae
Product: eIF-2-alpha kinase GCN2
Exons: 15
Coding region: 1491-3887 (798 amino acids)
Biological process (GO): protein phosphorylation
Molecular function (GO): protein binding; ATP binding; protein kinase activity
Source: RefSeq, a predicted model, not a curated record